Haliotis rubra (blacklip abalone) is the source of this 1550-nucleotide messenger RNA. Its product is annotated as cell death abnormality protein 1-like. The coding region runs from base 321 to 1487 and encodes 388 amino acids. Lineage: Eukaryota; Metazoa; Mollusca; Gastropoda; Lepetellida; Haliotidae. The transcript is spliced from 5 exons. The record is from RefSeq and is a predicted model, not a curated record.
AGUGGUGAUCUACCUUCAGUUGUUGGCGAUCAUCAGCCCUUUUAUAUAUUGUAUUGUCCUACUUUGAAAUACUAUUUUAAAGAUAUAUCUAGUUUUAUUUCUUAUCACCGAUAUCCUAGUUGUUUUUAAGUCACGAUAGGGCUGAAAUACUUCCACUGUGACUAUAAACUUUAACUCACUCACUCAAUCUUGUGCGGACACUGAGAUGUAUCCGCAAGUGACGCGAUUGCAGGCCAGGAAGCGGGAAAUCAGUAUGAAGAAUGAAACGGUCGGUAAUGUGUCAGUGAAGUAUAUUCCUCAGCCUAUACCACUCAUGAACCAUGUCGGUCUUUCAUCUAAUGCUUCACAUUUUGUUCAUUGAAAGGAUAUCAGGAACACCACGCUGCUCGGUAAGUGAUACAAAUGUCCACUGCUAUCCGUGUACAGACAUAUGUGACCCGCAAAGCAACAGCUGCUUCAAGUGCCCCAAACAAUGUGACAGUACUGUAAAUAAGGACGCAUGCACGUCAGUCUGUAGCGAGCAGUGUCUUGACAACACGUGUGAAUACGUAAAUGCAAAUCUGAAAUGUUCUGACGGGUGUCAAGAAGGACGAACAGGUUCUUACUGCCAAGAGUUUUGUCCACACGACUGUGCAACCUGUGACCAACACACGUCAGUGUGUACCUCUUGCAGAGAUGGACACGAGACCUGCACUCGUAAAGGUUUAGGCCUUUGUUCGGUGAGUGAUACAAAUGUGCGCUGUCUGCCAUGUUCAGAGGUCUGCAACCCCAAGGUGAACAAGUGUUUCAGUUGCCCCAUACAGUGUGGGAAGUCCAUUUCCGUAGACAGAUGUGAUUCAGUUUGCAAUGAAAACUGCCUACAUGGAAGAUGUGAAUACGAGAACGGAAAACUGAAAUGCUCAGCCGGGUGUGAGAAUGGACGAACGGGGAUAUCAUGUCAGGAGUUCUGUCCACCACAAUGCAAAACGUGUGAUCAGUUCACUUCAGCGUGUACUCAAUGUGCAUCUGGUUACGGAGAAAACUGUACAGAGGUGACCAAACCUAACUGUUGCCCUGAGUCCAGCAUAACUGAAAUCCAGUGUAAAGUGAUCAAACAGAAUGUUUGCAGAGAACAUCAAGGAUGCUUCGCACGCAAACCUGAGACAACUUCAGACUGUAUUGAAAUCAUUAAGGAAACCCCGAAUGUUAGCUCCUGUAGCUUCGAAUGUGUACAGCAAUUGUGUACUCCAUUUCUGAACUUUAGCACUUGUGCGGAACUGGAUUUUAAUGAUGACCCUGCCGGACGACCCUGGACGGUUUGGCUGAUAUGCGGCUUUGACCUGUUUGCUGUUUUAGUAUUGGCCUGCUUGACUAUCAGAUGCAUCAUGAGACGGAAGAGAACUGUAGCUAUCAUCGAAAGUGUCUUGCCAGAACUCCCGGAGGUAGCGGAAGAUGACCUGGAACAAAACACGCACUUUACGUUUGCUUUAGGUGCCAUUGGCGUGUGAGUGAGUGAGUGAGUUUACGUUUACGCCGCACUCAGCAAUAUUCCAGCUAUAUAGCGGCGGUCU